Plasmodium vinckei vinckei is the source of this 1386-nucleotide messenger RNA. Its product is annotated as RNA methyltransferase, putative. The coding region runs from base 1 to 1386 and encodes 461 amino acids. NCBI's taxonomy places the organism in Eukaryota, Apicomplexa, Aconoidasida, Haemosporida, Plasmodiidae. The transcript has 2 exons. The record is from RefSeq and is a predicted model, not a curated record.
AUGAGUGACAACAAAAAUGAUGUAAAUGAGCUCAUUCAUAUGGAGCAAAAAAAAAAAAGGAAAAUAGAAAAGGAAGAAAUUGAAAGCAAACAAGAUGACCAGUCAGAAAAUAAUGACUAUAAUAUGAGUAUUUGUGAUAAUUUACCUGAACAUUCAGAAAAUAAUGAGUAUGACAAGAAUAUUUGUGAUAAUUUACCUGACCAGUCAGAAAAAAAAAGUGCGAAUGGUCAGGAAAAAGAGGGAGAGCUAGAAAAUGACGAUGAAAAUGAGGAGAAUAGCGAAACUGAUAGUAGUAGUGGAGAUGAAAAAAAAAAUAAAAAUAUAAAUGAAGAAAUUAAGGGAUUCAUAUCAAAAAGGAUACCAAAUAUUAGUAGAGAUUUAAGUGUGGAUGUUUCAGUAGCAAUACCAGCAACAAUUAUAAAUAAUAAAAAUGAUGUUAUAAAAUCUUAUUUAUCAAGUUAUUUAGCUAGAAUAUUUACAAUUUUUUCAAUAUCUACAAUAUAUAUAUAUGAUGAUGGAUUUGAAUUAAAUCGUAAUGACCGAAAUGAAAAUAGAAAUAGCAAUCCUCCAAAACCAACCAAUGAGCGUCCUACCUUUUCAAAUAUCGAAAAAAAUGAAAACAAUAAAAAAUAUGAAUAUUCAUAUUUAUGUAAAUAUUUACAUUUUAAUUUACAAUAUUUGGAAACACCACAAUAUUUACGAAAACAUAUUUUUCCUAUUACAAAUUUUUUGAAACAUUCGGGACUUAUGAGUCCGGUAGAUGCACCUCAUCAUUUACGGAGUGAUGAAUGGCUUCCAUUUAGGGAAGGGGUUGUUAUAAAAAAAAAUUUAAAUAAUAUAAUUGUUGAUGUUGGUUUGUUUUCAAAUGUUUUGGUAGAAAAUAUUAAUAAUAUAAAUGUUGGGACUAGGGUUACUAUUUUAUUUGAUUCAGAGGCUUUUAAUCGUUUUAAAAAUAAAAACACAAAAAAUUUAUUUAUAGGAAAAGUUAUACAUCCAUCAAUGCCAAAAUUAUAUAAUAUAUAUUGGGGUUAUAACAUACAAAUUUUAAAAAAUCUUACUGAUGUGUUUGAUGUAAAAGUAGAUUGUAUUAUUGGGACAUCAGAGAGGGGGGAUCCUAUUCAGGAUAUUAAAACGCAAAUUAAAAGUGCCAGGUCCAUCUUGAUAGUGUUUGGAAACCGAGAUGGGGUGGAGGACUUGUUUAUCAGAGAGCGGGAAAUAAAAAAAAACAAAACAUAUAGUGGAAAAAAGCGAGCAAAAGCUUUAAACAAAAUAUUAAAAAAAUUUGACUACUUCAUAAAUACAUGUCCAAAUCAAACUUCAAGAACAAUAAGAACAGAAGAAGCGAUAAGUAUAACAUUGUCUCUGUUUCAAAGUAUUCUUAGCUAA